This is a messenger RNA of Ictidomys tridecemlineatus (thirteen-lined ground squirrel), 2748 nucleotides long. NCBI's taxonomy places the organism in Eukaryota, Metazoa, Chordata, Mammalia, Rodentia, Sciuridae. The record is from RefSeq and is a predicted model, not a curated record.
ACGGUCCAGUCCACCGCCCCAGCCGCACCUUCAGUGACGUGGAGCGCACGGAGUUCGUGCCAGAGUGUUCCAGCCACUGCUGAUUUCCUCCUGCCAUUCUCCCCCUGCCCGCUGGCCAGCCCUUUCCGGGCAGCCAGGGCCCUGCGAGUUUACCUCCUCCUGGCACUCCACACGGUCCGGCCUACCUGAUGCGGGCUUUUGCGGGGGCUUCCUGCAUUCAGAAGAACGCGAGGAUUUCACCCAGGGUGCCCGCGGCUGCCCGCGGCUGGACAGGAUUCCUAAUUAUGCGCGUGCUGCGGUUCUUUCCCACACACCAGGGUGAACUCUGGGCCCGUUUGCCAUGUGAUAGGGCUGUUGUGACCUCCCGCGUGUCCUUGCGAAGAUGGCCCACAGCCUACCAGGACUGGUACUGUUGGGUCGUGUGGGAAACUUCCGCUUCUGAAGGAAAUGGCCACACUGCUUCCCAAAGAAGGCCCCCGCGCUGUGGCGGCUCCUCUUCCACGUACUCGCGCCGCUCCCAGAACGUGGUGCCUCGGCCUCGCUCACCCCGGGGCUACCCGAGGCCUGUGCUGGCACAGCUUCCGGAGGAUGGCUCCCAGGGCAGCCGGGAGCUGCUGCUGGCCCUGUCCUGGCUCCUGGCCCGAGAGCCUCUGAUUGAGCGGCUACUGGUGCAGACUCGCAUCCAACUGGGCGACCAGGUGCCUGAUUUUGAGAGUGGGGCCCUGGCCAGCUCUGGCCCACCUGUAUUACACAUGGGAGCAGAAGUCCCUGUGGACCUCCGCUGUGUGCAGUGGCUGAUGGGAAAGCUGCGGUUCCGGUGGCGGCACCUGAUCUCCAGUCAGCAGGAGCAGUGCACCCUCCUGGGCAAGAUCCACUUGUAUACCUACGGCUGCCACAGUGACCAGAACCUCGGCCAUCUGUCUGUCACGGAAACUGAGAUGCUCAGGGACCCGGAGGGUGGCCAGCAGCUGCUGUGGGCACUGGAAUGUGAGAACACCCGUCUAAAGGCAGCUCUGGAGUGGCGGCGCUGGGAACUGGUAUUCUGGCGGUGGAUGGACACAGUUCUGGGCAUCUGCCCUCCAGAGGGCCCUGCUGCAGCCUCACAACCCACGAUCCUGCCCAGGAUUCCUGAGCAAGGGCUUGGCGAGCUGGAGCAGGUAGCACAGGAACUGCAGGCCCUGCAUGAGGAGCUGUUGGAGGCAGGCGCCGCCCGGCGGGUGGCCUGGGAGGCCCAGGUUCCAAGCUCGCCGGUCGGGAGCGGCGGCGCCCUCCGGGCAGCUGGACAAGCUCCGUCUCACCAUGCCCACCGGCUGAGCACGGCCGCGCCCCGCCGCGCUCCCGGCCGCCGCAGGGCCUCGUCCUGCCUCGCGUGGGGGCCGUGCGCACCUGGGCCGGGGCCCCGGCGGCUGACCAUGGUGCUGCCGCCCCCAGACCGGCGCCACGUGUGCCUGACCACGCUGGUGAUCAUGGGCAGCAUGGCCGUCAUGGACGCAUACCUGGUGGAGCAGAACCAGGGCCCGCGCAAGAUUGGUGUGUGCAUUAUCGUGCUGGUGGGAGACGUUUGCUUCCUGCUGGUGCUGCGCUACGUGGCCGUGUGGGUGGGCGCCGAGGUGCGCACUGCCAAGCGCGGUUAUGCCAUGAUCCUCUGGUUCCUCUACAUCUUUGUGCUGGAGAUCAAACUCUACUUUAUCUUCCAGAACUACAAGGCGGCGAGGCGUGGUGCAGCCGACCCAGUGGCGCGCAAGGCGCUGACGCUGCUGCUGUCGGUAUGCGUGCCGGGCCUCUUCUUGCUGCUCGUGGCGCUUGACCGAAUGGAGUAUGUGCGCACCUUCCGCAAGCGUGAAGACCUGCGCGGCCGCCUCUUCUGGGUAGCCCUCGACCUGCUGGACCUGCUGGACAUGCAGGCCAACUUGUGGGAGCCGCCGCGCACCGGGCUGCCGCUGUGGGCCGAAGGCCUCACUUUCUUCUACUGCUACAUGUUGCUGCUAGUGCUGCCGUGCGUGGCGCUCAGCGAGGUCAGCAUGCAGGGCGAGCACAUAGCGCCACAGAAGAUGAUGCUGUACCCGGUGCUCAGCCUCGCCACCGUCAACGUGGUGGCAGUGCUGGCACGUGCUGCCAACAUGGCGCUCUUCCGUGACAGCCGCGUCUCUGCUAUCUUCGUCGGCAAGAACGUGGUGGCGCUGGCCACCAAGGCCUGCACCUUCUUGGAGUACCGCCGCCAGGUGCGCGACUUCCCACCACCUGCGCUUGCGCUGGAACUGCAGCCACCUCCAGCGCAGCGCAACUCUGUUCCGCCGCCUCCGCCGCUGCAUGGCCCGCCUGGGCGCCCCCAUGGGCCCUCGCCUACACGUGAGGCACUGGACACGUGACAGGGCCCUGCUGUACCCCAGGGCGCAGAGACGCUGGGCCAACCUGGCCUGGUUUGCAUGGGAUGGGGUGAGGCUGGCUGCCCUCAGGGGCCAGUGCGGUGCAGGGCCGCGGCCGCUUCUUCAUCUCAGGAAUCCCUUGGACCACGGACCCUCAGUCCCCACUGCGCCAGCCCACCCCAGCGCGGAACAGUUUUCGAGGCUUGAGCCCCGUGGAGGUGACCUGGCCUCUGCCUGCUGGGCCUGCCCCUCGGGUGGGAAGGGAGGGCAGAGUGUGACGAUAUCUGGUCCCUUGGUGGGGGUCUCUGGCUCAGAGUUCCGGGCCAAGGAGGCCUCUGUCAUUUUAAAGACUCGCGUUUACAGUUUUGUAUCCAAAGCCUCA